Molecule: messenger RNA, 3148 nt
Organism: Didymodactylos carnosus
Lineage: Eukaryota; Metazoa; Rotifera; Eurotatoria; Philodinida; Philodinidae
Source: the annotation of a GenBank genome assembly
AAAAAUUCGAUAUCUCAGCAACAAAGCUGAUUGCGCACGAACCAAGUUGGGAUUCUUCAUAGUCCAUGAGGAUCUACAUUUUAAAAAUAGUCCCACUCAAAAAGAUUUUUAGCACCUCAGGCGGUUCUCUCGUUAGUCGGUUAGUUCACCGGAAAAAAAAUUUCCAGUCUGGAUUUGGACUCGCACCAGCCCUGUCAUGAUGAUCGUAUGCUAUACGAUAUUUGUUUCUAACAAGCAAGAGAUCUUUCUACUCUUUUUCGUCUUUUGGCACGAAAUGUAAGUAAACUUCGAGAGAAAAAACUUUGAAUCAAUACAUAAGUGAAUAUAUUUCCAACCAGAUUUUGAAAGGAUAAAAAACCUGUAUCACCUACAAAUCUUUUUUUUUCUGUUUUUUUUCAACUUCUAAGCAAACUACAGUCAUGGAGCUUUUUAAGUAUUUUUAGUCCUAGUAGAAUUUUACCAUUUUCCGGUCAAUAAUCAUCUUAUCUCGAUUUUUGUUCUAAAUUUUAUGUUUAUUUUUUGUUCGUUUAAUAAAUAUGUGUCACAUGUUUUUUAUAUUUGUUGCUUUUCUCCUAUUUUUGCGAUCAUCUUAUUUUUCUUUAACGAAGUGAAUGUCAUUCUCGUUUUUUUGUUUCACUUCUCUGUAUUAGUUGUAGAUGUUGAAUUUGAAAUGAAAAUAUCAUAGAUAUUUUAAUGCUAAAUAAUAAAUCUAACUUUGUUUCUUCUUUUCUUUUUAAGAUCGUUUUUUCAUUCAUGUAAUAAUUCGAUCGUAACAGAUGAAUAUCUUCCAAUAACUAAUAAUAAUGAACAAUCACCAUUGUUAAAAUCCAAAGUAUUUUUAACUGAUCCAUCAACAACAACUACAACAAUGUCAUCUAAUUUUACUGAUGAAUUAGCAUUGUCUUAUUUAAAACAAACAUGUGAUCAACAAUGUCAAACGGAUGAUGUAGAUAUAAGUGUCAUUCGAAAAAAGACAAAUGAUCAAGAAAUUCAAACUAUAUUUUCACCAUCACUUCAACAUGAAUUAACCAUUGUACCUUCGACUUCUUCGACAAAAUUAAAUGAUUAUCCUAAAAUUGAACACGAUGAAUUUGCAACAAAAAUUACAUAUGAUAAUAUAGCUGAUUAUAAACUUGAAGAUAAAAUGCCAAGAAGUAGUAGUAUUGAAAGUGGUUUAAUUGAUUGUUCAAAUGAAGAUGAAUUUUGUUUGAUUGCUACUACUGCUAAUAGUACUAAUGAUAAUAGUAGUAAUCAAGAGAAUGACAAACAACAAACAAUUAUUGAUCAGACGAACGAAGAUGUCGAUCAAGUAUUACCAUGUACACCUUCAGUACAAUUAAUCGAAAAUGAUGUGAAGAACGAGACCCAAGAAGAUGAACAAACUCUUGAGAUACAAUUAACUCCAACAACAAAACGUUUAUGGUCUGAUAUUGUAGAUGAAACAGCCAAUGACGAUAAACAAAAAGAAAUAUUAUCAACAAAAUCUGAAAAUAAUGAUACAAAUCUCACUAAAACAGUACAACAACCACAACAACAGUCCAUAUUAACAAAUGGUUAUCAUAAUGAAACUGAUCAAACAACUAAUAUUCAAUCACAUAAAACACUAACAAAACCCCGUGUUACAUCCACAAUUGAUCAUUUACCACCACAAACUGAUAAUAGAAUUUCUUCAUCAUCCUCUUCAUCACUUUCUCCUACAACACCAACGGCAGUAACCUCACAGAAAAUGAAACCAAAUGCCAAUAAACCACGUCAUCAUAACAAUAUCUGGUAUUCCUAUGAUUAUCCCUAUGAUUAUGGAUAUACGAACGGAAAAGAGAAUAAUUAUUAUUAUAACAAUAACAACAGUAGUCAUUCAACAAAAAAAGAUCAGAUUAAAACAAAUGGUACUGCAACAACAACAUUAACAUCAUCCACAGCAACGACUUCAUCUAAACAAUUGGUCGAUAAUACAAGUAAAUCAAGUACAAACACUACGCCAUCAACAACAGCUAAAAAUCAAAAUUCAACGAAUAAAAAAACAAAACAGAAACAACAAGUGAAUAUAACUAAUACAUCAACAUCGAAUGAACUAGAUAAAUCAAAAAGCUCAAAUCUUCUUGAUGAACAAAAUGAAAAUUAUUUCUUCGAUGAUCAGGUACCAAUGACAAAAGAUCAAGAAAUUAUUAUAUAUGAAUUUCAUUUUCCCGUUCAUUAUUGUGGACGUCUUAUUGGUAAACAAGGUGUACACGUUGAUUAUAUUAGACAAACAACACAAGUUGAUCUUGUUGUUCGUGAUGAUCCUGUUUCAUGGGAAAAACAAAUUGUUGCUUUACAUGGACGUCGAGCUGAUGUCGAAAAAGCUCUUAAUUCGAUUGCCGAACGUUUUCCUCCAAGUAUUUAUAAAGGCAUUGUUUUCAAACCCAUUCAUAAAAAAAUUGUAUUAAGACGGCGAACACCAGAACGAUUUGCCGUAUCAUCAGGAUCUCAAUUAUAUUUAUCGGAUACAACAAUGACCGAUAUUAUUGUAACAAGUGUUGUAUCGUGUAAUCAUAUAUUUGUACAACAAUUACAGCAUCCAUCCUAUUCUGAACUUGUAAGAUUAGACAAUUCAAUGUCAUUAUUUUAUACUCAUACUGAAAUGACACCAUUAUUGCCAAGACCAAUUCAGCCUGGUGUUGUGUGUGCGGCUCCGACACAAGUUGGCUGGUUUCGUGCACUAAUUACAGAUUACAAUAGUAAUGAUGAUAUGGCAAUGAUUAAAUUUCUUGACUAUGGCGGUUAUUUGUACAUACACGCAAAUACAUUGAGAGUAUUGAGGUAUGCUCUGCAAGACUUUAUGUUUAUUCCAUUUCAAGCCGCUGAAGUUUAUCUUGAUAGUGUUUUACCAAUUGAAGGACAAGAUGAUUUUCUUCCUGAACAAAUUAAUGCUGUUAAGUCAUCCAUAUCAGGAAAUGUAUUGAAAGCAAUUAUAACCGGUUAUCAUUAUGAUGGACUUGCAUUCAUUCAGUUAACUAGACCAGAUGAUUAUAGUGGUCGAAUAGUCAAUAUUGAAAUUCAAAACAUUGUUAAUCAGGCAUUGACAUCGCCGUCGUUGUCGAUUUCUUCUCCCGAUAUCACAAGUACUGCUUUAAAUACAAUAAAUGAUGUAACUACUACAGCAUGUUAA